AAAAUAUAUGGUAAAAUUAAUAAAAAAAUGUCUUUUAUAGAGCAGGAAACAGCAUUAGCUUUAAAAUCAUUAUUAUCUUCUUUAAAACAUACAGAUAAUGAGAUUCGAAUGAAAGCGGAAGCAUCUCUGCAUGAACAAUGGAUUGCACAUGAACCAGAAAUUCUUUUAGUAGGGCUAGCGGAACAAGUAAAUAUGUCAGAAGAUAGUUCAUUACGUAGUUUUGCAGUUAUUCUUCUUCGGAGAAUUUCUUUUAGGCCAAUUUCGCUUGGAAAUGAUGCGAAAGAAACAAUGGUAUGGAAUAUGCUAAGUCAGGAUGGGGCGAAGAAGGUUCAAUCGUUAUUGCUUGAAAGUUUCACAAAGGAAAAUGAUGAAAAUGUUCGACAUAAAAUUGCAGAUACGAUUUCAGAAGUUGCACAUACACUUUAUGAAGAAAAUGUUGCAUGGCCAGAGCUUUUAUAUAUACUUUCUCAGUGUACUAAAUCCAUGAAUCCAGGGCAAAGAGAAUCAACUUUUCGUAUAUUUGCUUCUAUUCCAGAAAUUUUAAAAAAAGAAGAUACAAAUAUGAUAAAACAAGUUUUUCAAUUAAGUUUACAAGAUGAUGAUAUUAAAGUUCGAUUAUCUUCUUUAAAAGCAUUAUCAUCUUUAUUUACCUCAUCUAAUUCUGAUUCUCAUGAGCUUGUUUCAUUGCUUCCAUUGAUGCUAAAUGUUUUCCCUCCUUUGCUUCAAUCUCAUGAUGGAGAUUCCUUUACUUCUGCCUUAACAUCUUUAAUUGAGUUAGCAGAAAUCUAUCCAAAAAUAUUUAAACCAUACUUUGGAACAGUCGUUCAAUUUUUUGUGGAAUCUUUAAAAAAUAGAGAUCUUGGAAAUUCCGCUAGGCAAUCAAGUUUAGAAUUUUUGGUAACAUUUAGUGAAGGUGCUCCUGGUAUGUGUCGUAAAGAUGAAAAUUAUGCAAAAAGUGUAAUAUACGAGUGUUUAUCAUUUAUGACGGAAGUAGGGAUGGAAGAAGGGGACAAAUUGGACGAAUGGCUUGAAACAGAUGAUUUGGAUUUUGCAGAAAGUGAAUUAAAUCAUAUAGUUGGUGAACAAGCAAUGGAUAGACUAGCACGAAAAUUAGGCGGAAAAAUUCUUCUUCCAAUUGCUUUUCAAUGGUUGCCUUCUCUUAUAAGUUCUCAGAAUUGGCAUCAACGACAUGCUUCUUUAAUGGCGAUUUCGGCAAUAGCAGAAGGCUGCGAAAAGAUAAUGAAAGCAGAACUUGGACGAGUUUUAGAUAUGGUUUUACCAUUGCUUAAAGAUACGCAUCCUAGAGUACGCUGGGCAGCGUGUAAUGCUAUUGGGCAAAUGAGCACAGAUUUUGCUAAAACUAUGCAAAAAAAUUUUCAUAAACAAGUGUUAAGUGCGCUUAUUCCUGUUUUAGAGGCACCUGAACCAAGGGUACAAGCACAUGCAGCUGCCGCUCUCGUAAAUUUCUGUGAAGAAGCUGAUAAUAAAGUUUUAGAGCCUUAUUUAGAUGAUAUCCUUAAUAGACUCUUAUAUCUUCUUAAAAAUCAAAAACGUUAUGUUCAAGAACAAGCAAUUACUACCAUCGCUACUGUUGCUGAUGCGGCAGAAAAGAAAUUUAUUAAAUAUUAUGAUUCAAUUAUGCCACUUUUGAUCAAUAUACUCAAUCAAGCUAAGCAAAAAGAAUAUAAACUAUUAAGAGGAAAAGCUAUAGAGUGCGUUACUUUGAUUGCCAUAGCAGUUGGAAAAGAGAAAUUUUCUUCAAAUUCUAAUGAAAUUAUUCAAACAUUAGGUUCAAUUCAAAGUACAAUUACUGAGCCCGAUGAUCUUCAAAGUAGUUAUCUUAUUGCAGCUUGGGGUAGGAUAUGUAAAGUUAUGGGAAAAGAUUUUAUUCCUUAUAUGGGGGCUAUUAUGCCUCCUCUUCUUCAUUCAGCUAAAUUGAAGCCAGAUUUUACUGUUUUAGACGACGAUGAUAAUCAUGAAAAAUAUCUAGAGGAAGAUGGAUGGGAAUUUAUAUCUGUACAGGGCCAACAAAUUGGAAUAAAAACUAGCGCUUUAGAAGAAAAAUGCAUCGCAAUAGAAAUGUUAUUAUGUUAUGCCAUAGAGUUAAAGGCAGCAUUCGAGCCAUAUGUGGAAGAAAUACUUACAGAUAUAGUAAUACCUGGUUUGCGUUUUUAUUUUCAUGACGGAGUCCGUUCUGCAUCAAUAAAAGCUGUCCCUCAGUUAUUAUCAUGUAUAAAAGAAGCUCAUAGUGAAAAUAAUUCCAAAUUAAUAUCAAUAUGGGAUACAUUAUUAGAUAAAAUCAUUAAUUUAAUUAAUACCGAAUCUGCAAUUGAUGUUUUAACUGAGUUAUACCAGUGUUUAUAUGAAUCUAUUGAUGUAGUUGGAAACAAUUGCUUAAGUCCGGAAAAAAUGGACACAUUUAUAACAUCAUCAGAAUCCCAACUUCAAGAUUAUAUUUCGAGAGUUCAAAAAAGAUAUCAUGACCAUCAAACUGAUGAAGCUAAUUUAGAAGACGAAGAUGUUGCUUCUGCUAUAGUAUUAGAUGACGAUCUUCUUAGCGAGAUGAGUAAAACUUUUCAUAUAAUAUUCAAAAGACAUAGAUUAUCAUUUCUUCCUCAUUGGGAGCGUUUACUGCCAUAUCUCGACGAAUUUGCGAACAAUCAACACGACGCUAAUGCUAGACAGUGGGCAAUCUGUGUAAUGGAUGAUUUAAUCGAGUUCACAGGUCCAGAUGCAUGGAAAUAUAAAGAUCAUUUUUUAAAACCUUUAUCUAAUGGUAUAAUUGAUGAUUCUCCAGGUGUAAGACAAGCAGCUGCAUAUGGUAUAGGUGUUGCUGGACAAUAUGGCGGAGAACCUUUUUCAAUGAUAUGUUCUGCUUCUUUGCCACAUUUAUUUCGUUGUUUUGAGCGGCCUGAUUCUAGGAGUGAAGAUCAUAUUUAUGCUACAGAAAAUAUUUGUUGCGCUAUAGCAAAAAUUCUACGAUUUAAUUCCUCUAAAAUAUCUGAAAUAGAUAAAGCUAUUGAGUUAUGGGUUAAAACUCUUCCUGUUACGCAUGAUGAAGAAGAUGCACCAUAUGCAUAUGCAUUUCUUGUGGAACUUAUCGAAAGAAACCAUGUUGCAGUAGUAUCACAACCUGCGUUAGUUAUAGAUGCUAUUGCACAGGCAUUAGAAUCGGAAAUUUUACAAGGUCAUAUUCUUGAUAGAAUUCUAAAUUCAAGUAAAAUAUUUUGUCGAAAACUAUCGCAAGAACAAAUUAAUAUGAUUAUUUCUAACAUGCCAUUGGAAAGACAACAAGUAAUGGCUUCUUAUUUUUCCUAAAAUUUAUUUAUUUAUUAUUGAUUUAUAUAAUAAUUUUUAUAUUAAUGAGUUGUAUUAUUAU
This is a messenger RNA of Pneumocystis murina B123, 3379 nucleotides long. RefSeq lists its product as hypothetical. The coding region runs from base 28 to 3318 and encodes 1096 amino acids. NCBI's taxonomy places the organism in Eukaryota, Fungi, Ascomycota, Pneumocystomycetes, Pneumocystales, Pneumocystaceae. The transcript is spliced from 13 exons. Gene Ontology annotation, molecular function: nuclear import signal receptor activity. Gene Ontology annotation, cellular component: nucleus; cytoplasm. The record is from RefSeq and is a predicted model, not a curated record. Gene Ontology annotation, biological process: protein import into nucleus.